GUGAACUCUCGUGAAAAGUUAGCACAAGUGGAAAGUGUUCCUUGUUAUUUGCAGUUCAAUUACUCUGACAUACGUAUCUACUACUGCAAAGGAAAAGGGUCAAACCAAAGGUCUUGUUAAAAAGGGAAAGCUACAUCAAUCGCACAGGUUUCACUACUAUCGAUCCCGCAUGCCAUUUAUCUCCAUGGAAAUAUAAUUUGGACGAAUGUUGUCAUUAUCAAAAAAUAGGUGUUGCCCAUGAAGUUAUGGUUAUUAGAAUAUCUUCGGAAAAAGCAAUGAAAUGCAGUUGAUGACUCAACCUAGAUUAGGUAUUAUAAAUAAAGAAUGGAUUCAACAUCUGACAAUAAGCAGAGGGAUGAAACUAAUGAUCUUGAUGGAACGAAAGAUGUAAAUACAAGCGUCACAUCUCUUCAGGCAAAACUUUUCACUCCGUUACCGACGCUUUCCACUAGUUAUUUUGCUAACUUUCUGUUAAAACAUUCUACCGAAGACGAAACCAAAUUCAAGACGAGAGAACCACCCAAGGAUUGGUGGAUAAACAAAGAACCGCCGUUUGAUUUCCAGCCUCCCCGAUGGCCCACCGAGUGUCAGGUUUUGGAGGAGCGCGUUUAUCACAUUGUCGAUUCACCGCCGACAAAUGAGCUCUAUUAUGUCCCAACGGGCUCCGAAUGCCAGCCCGCCCCGUCCGGCGAAGAAUGCGGAAAAGUCGUUUUCCAAUAUACUCCUCUUAGCGCUGUGAACUAUUUUUGCAGAUCUAGUGUCGGAGGAAACAAAUUUUUACUGCCAUCUAGUCACUGUCCAGGGGACGAAACGCUAAAAUUCGAAUCUAGAUUUGAGUCGGGAAAUCUAGCGAAAGCCAUUAUGAUUACGCCUACUUAUUACGAACUGCAUCUUAGAUCUGACUUAUAUACGAACAGACAUAUGCAAUGGUACUACUUUAGAGUUAGUAACGUUAAAAAAGGAAAUUUAUACAGAUUUUCCAUCACGAAUUGCUCCAAAGAAAGUAGCUUAUACAACGAAGGAAUGAGACCGUUAAUGUAUUCAACCAAGGAAUCGACCAUUCACAAUAUUGGGUGGCGUCGAUGCGGAACAAACAUUUCGUACUAUUGCAACGAAAAUAUAACAUCAACUUUGGAACCAGACCAUCCAAUGACUUACACUCUAACAUUCACAAUACGUUUUCCUCACGAUAACGACGAAGUCUAUUUAGCUCACAGCUACCCUUAUACAUAUUCGGAUCUGCAAGAUUACCUUCUGGAAAUGUCCACGCAUCCAGUCAAAUCGACGUUCACCAGCAUCAGGCCCUUGUGCAAGAGCUUGGCUGGUAAUAACGUUCAAUACGUUACCAUAACCACUCCGCCCGCAGCAGGAGCGCCUGUUAAGAAGAAGAAAGCCAUAGUGUUAACGGCUAGAGUACAUCCCGGAGAAACGCCAUCGUCUUGGAUAAUGAAAGGCAUUUUGGAUUUUCUAUCGAGCGACACAGGACCCGCCAAAGAAUUACGAGAUAAGUUCAUUUUUAAAAUAGUGCCAAUGUUAAACCCAGAUGGUGUUAUAGUAGGAAACAAUCGUUGUUCAUUAUCUGCCAAAGACCUUAACAGGCAAUAUAGGACUGUCAUUAGAGACGCUUACCCUUCGAUAUGGUACACCAAGUUAAUGGUUAGAAGACUACUUGAAGAAUGUGGUGUAGCUAUGUAUUGUGAUAUUCACGCCCACUCCAGAAAGCACAACAUCUUUAUAUACGGUUGUGAGAAUAGACGAGGUAAUGAGCGGAAACUUCACGAACAAGUUUUUCCUUUAAUGCUUCAUAAAAAUGCAGCUGAUAAAUUUUCAUUCGAAAGUUGUAAGUUCAAAGUCCAAAAGAAUAAAGAAGGUACUGGGAGAGUGGUGAUGUGGAUGAUGGGAAUAGCAAACAGUUACACGUUGGAAACAUCUCUCGCCGGUUCCACAUUGAGCCACAGGGCCUACACUCACUUUACCAUACAAGACUACGAACAAAUGGGCAAGACCUUCUGCCAAACUCUUUUGGACUUCUACGACGAAGAUCCCAAAAAGGAAAAACUACGAAUGAAAAUCGUAGAGAGAUUGGUUAAAGAAGGAUCGAACGCAGACGAACCGAUGAAUAUCACAUUAAGCGACUAUUCAAGUGACAAUGGUGAUACAUCGAAUAGUAGCGACGAAGUCGGGCGUGAUUAUGGUGAAGAUAUUGAAACGCCGUUGGUUCCGCCGUGUUCGCCGAUUUUCUUAAAAAGAACUAAAUCGAAAACUUCUUCCGGAAAAGUCAAAUAUUCGAUGGCUAAAAGCCCGUCUGUUUCCAGGAGACCGUUGCCUAUUUGUAAAGCUACAUUGAAACUGUCUCUAUCGGAUAAAGAAAGUAGUGUUUCGUGUUCAUCUUUCAGUGAUUCUGAUACGGACAAAGCGACAAAAACAAAAAUAAUUAAAAGGCGUAAGAAGAAAAAGUAUUCGAGAAAGAAAAAGAAAAGUAGAGAAUCACUGGAUGAAGAUAGAAUUAUUGUUAUAUCAGUAAAGAGUAUAGGCGAUCGUUCAGACAGAGAAAUUCACCAUAACAGAAGAACCAUUUCUGUAUUUGAUUUGUUACCUGCAGAUACAUUAAACAAUGAAAGUUUAGCAUCCGUGCCCAGAUUCAAAACUUCACAGGCUUUAAGACAUGUGGAGAAAAAGGACGAUAUUCAUAAACAACUAGCCGAGGUUCAAGCAAAACUAUUCACUUUGAAACACAAGUUGUGGUUCGGUGUUGGCAAUGGUGAUACUCCAAUAGCUUGGAGCAAAAGGACAGUUGAUUGCCAGAAAAAAAUGUCUCAAAAAGAAAUGAAAAAGCAGAGCACGAAAUCUAAAAAAUCUCAGAAGGUAGAAAAGAAGUUGACCAUCAAAGACCCGAAAGAUAGCGACACCAAAGAAAAGUCAACGGUGAAUGGACCAAAACCAAAAGCAGUUUGCGACUUCACUCAACAAAAAAGUCAAACAGAAAAAUCAAAACUUCGGAAAUCGAAGAGUCUGCCGGACACUUCUUCUCUAUCGCUGAUGACGAAGCAGAAGUCCUUUAACUACGAAGAUGAUAGGGAGAAGAAGAAGAAAAAGAAGCUCGUUAAGAAAGUGAAAUCCAUAACUAACGCCAAGGCGUUUACAACGAGUAAAAAGACUGAAUAAAUACCCAAUAAUUUAGUGUACGCGCGAGUGGCCUUUAUAUUGCGAUUCAUUAGUAAAAUUUAAUCAUAAAUCAAUUGUACUGCCGGUAGAUGUGAUACUUAUUGUAUUGAAUACAUAAAUAUAUGCGUAUUGA
Messenger RNA from Phyllotreta striolata, 3298 nucleotides. NCBI's taxonomy places the organism in Eukaryota, Metazoa, Arthropoda, Insecta, Coleoptera, Chrysomelidae. The record is from the annotation of a GenBank genome assembly.